Chrysoperla carnea is the source of this 7039-nucleotide messenger RNA. Its product is annotated as unconventional myosin-IXa-like. Gene Ontology annotation, cellular component: myosin complex. The record is from RefSeq and is a predicted model, not a curated record. Gene Ontology annotation, biological process: intracellular signal transduction. The transcript is spliced from 7 exons. Gene Ontology annotation, molecular function: GTPase activator activity; ATP binding; microfilament motor activity. NCBI's taxonomy places the organism in Eukaryota, Metazoa, Arthropoda, Insecta, Neuroptera, Chrysopidae. The coding region runs from base 479 to 6946 and encodes 2155 amino acids.
GUGGCUUCAAUCCCAUUUCCUGUGACAAUUUUUCUGUAAAAAUGUUAUUUUCUGUUAAUUACAAAUUCAACAAACGAAUUGAAUAUAAGUGAAUAAUUGAAAAGUGAAGACAUUGUGACAUGUAAACAAAAUACUCUUCCCCAAAAACAAAAAAUCAACCAUCAUUCCAUUGCAAUUUUUCAAGACUGUCUUCUGUGAUCAAGAAUUUUUUUAAAAUAUUUCUAUUGAAUCCCAAUACUUAAUUGCCAACAAUACUACAAAGAAAACCCAACUUUAUUUUACUAAAAAAACCAUCAUAUCCACAAACAAACAAAAAAAACUCCCAAAAAACUAUUUUCCAAAAAAUAUAAUUUUCAAGAGCAAAUGAACAUGACACUGUUGAACAAACAUUUGAAGAAAAGCGAAAAUCGAAAGUGGUUACCCACUGUACCUUAAUUUAAAGCCACUGAAGCGCAACCAACGCAAAGCGACGUUAAAAAUGGCGCUGGUUGAGAACAAUCGUUAUAUUGUUCAAGUGUUUGUUGGAGCACUUUCACAACAAUAUGAAGCGUUAUCGGUGGAAGCGAGUAAACAAACGACCUCCGAGGAGAUUGUUACUUGUAUUGCUGAACGUUUGGAGUUAAUCGAUAAUUCUGGAUCAUGUGGGAAUUACGAAUUAGCUGAAGUUGUGGGUGAUUCAACGGAACAAGAAUGUAAAGAACGAAGAUUAGGGGCCACUGAAUGUCCUGUUGCACUCAUGUUACUCUGGCCAAAAACACAACAGGAAUCUUAUCGAUUUUAUCUACGGGAAAAACUUGUAUGGUCCGAUGAUUUUGCAAUGGAUCCACAAUUGAUCAAAGAUUAUUUUUAUAGAUUUUUAUAUCAACCAAAAGACCGGGAAUAUCCAGACUUAUGUCAAUUGCCUGAUCUAAAUGAACAAACACUUUUAGAUAAUUUACGGGCACGAUUUAUGGCUGGACAUAUUUAUACAUACGUUGGUUCCAUUUUAAUUGCAGUGAAUCCAUUUAAAUUUCAUCCAAUAUACAAUCCAAAGUACGUAAAAUUAUACCAGAAUACACGACUAUGUCCAAAUUUACCACCGCAUAUAUUCGCCGUAGCCGAUACGGCUUAUCAUUGUAUGUUAAAGGAACGUCGUAAUCAGUGUAUUGUGAUUAGUGGGGAAAGUGGUUCGGGUAAAACAGAGAGUACGAAUUUUCUAUUACAUCACUUAACUGCACUCAGUCAGAAAGGAUCACACGGUAGUGGGGUCGAACAAACAAUUUUAAGUGCUGGUCCUGUGUUAGAAGCGUUCGGGAAUGCAAAGACCGCCCAUAAUAAUAAUUCGAGUAGAUUUGGAAAAUUUAUUCAAGUGAAUUACAAAGAAAAUGGCAUGGUUCAUGGAGCUGUUGUUCAAAAAUAUUUAUUAGAAAAGUCGAGGAUAUGUUCACAAGGUCGAAACGAACGUAAUUAUCAUGUAUUUUAUUAUUUAUUGGCGGGUGCAUCGGAGCAAGAACGACAAAUCUUACAUUUAAAAACUGUCGAUCAAUAUCAUUAUCUGAGCCGAAGCGGAUGUUAUCAGUUGGAUAACGUCGAUGAAAAACAUGAAUUUUCCCGAUUAAAGCAAUCAAUGGAAAUGGUUGGAUUUACAGCUGAAAAACAACGACGUUUAUUUUCAGUAUUAUCAGCUGUUUUACUUUUGGGAAAUGUUGAAUUUCAACCAAGAAAAUCAGCGUAUCAUCACGAUGAAGCCGUUGCUGUGAAAAAUCCUGAAGUAGUUAGUUUAAUCUCUCAAUUACUUCGCGUCAAACAAGAAACUUUACUAGCUGCAUUAACGGCGAAGCGUGCUCGAGCAUCAGGGGAAACACUUGUCAUUAGUUAUCGGUUACCCGAGGCGAUGGCAGCUCGAGAUGCAAUGGCGAAAUGUUUAUAUGGCGCACUGUUUGAUUGGAUCGUUUUGCAAGUGAAUCAUGCGUUGCUCUCUAAAAAGGAUACGUUACGGGAUCAUCAGGGUAAUUCGAUCGGUGUGUUAGAUAUAUUUGGGUUCGAAGACUUUGAAUUGUGCAAUAGUUUUGAACAGUUAUGUAUUAAUUAUGCUAAUGAACAUCUACAAUAUUAUUUUAAUCAACACGUGUUCAAGUAUGAACAGGAAGAGUAUCGAAAAGAGGGGAUACGAUGGACGAAUAUUGAGUUUAUGGAUAAUACCGGGUGUUUACAAUUAAUUGAAGGCAAACCGAAUGGAUUAUUGUGUGUUUUGGACGAUCAAUGCAAUUUUCCGGGCGCAACAAAUGAAACACUACUCCAAAAAUUCAACACCGUACAUAAAGAUAACAUCUUCUACGAAAAACCACAAAAACGUGAAGGUGCGUUUAUGGUUCGACAUUACGCUGGCAAAGUGAAAUAUCAAGCAGCAGAAAUGCGUGAAAAGAAUUUAGAUCUAAUGCGACAAGAUAUUGUCGGAGUCUUAAAAAAUAGUUCAAUGGCGUUCGUACGCGAGCUAGUUGGCGCUGAUCCCGUUGCAGUGUUCCGAUGGGCAAUUGUUCGUGCAUUUUUUCGUGGAUAUUUUGCAUUUCAAGAGGCUGGACGUAAACAUCGUCAAUUACGUACGGAUCAUCCACAGCAUCGUUACAGGAAUCAUAUUCCAAAUGAAAAUUUAAUCAGGAAGAAUAAAUCUUUCCGUCCACGUGAAAGAGGAAAAAAAGGAUUAAAAAAUCUUCAAACAGUGAAAACCUUAGCCGGUCGUACAGGAAUCACAGCAAGUAAUCAAGCACAAUUAAGUAAAGCCCGCAAGCAACCGUUAACAGUGACUGCACAAUUUCAACAAUCGUUACAUUCGCUAAUGGACACACUAAAUCAGGCGAAUCCUUUUUUUAUCCGUUGUAUUAAGUCAAACAGCAAUAAAAUACCAAAUCGAUUCGACGAUGAAACCGUACAACGUCAAUUACGGUACACUGGUAUGUUAGAAACGGUUCGAAUACGACAAGCCGGAUUUAAUGUACGUUUAACGUACGAUGAAUUCAUUCAACUUUAUCGAAUAUUAUUGCCAAAAGGAUUAUUAAGCUCGCAACAAGAUGUUCGACAUUUUCUAGCAACGUUAAAUUUAAAUCGUGAUAACUAUCAGCUGGGCGCAAGUAAAAUAUUUUUACGUGAAUCCGAAAAGAUUAAAUUAGAUUUUAAGUUACAUCAACAAAUUAUGGCAAGUAUUAUAUCGAUACAACGAUGGUUUCGAAGUUGUUUAGAGCGAAAACGUUUCUUGCGGUUACGUAAUGCAGCGAUUACAAUACAAUCAUCUUGGAAAAUUUAUACGGCACAACGGAAACUCAAUGAAUUACGUAUAUGUGCAUGUGUUUUGGUGAUCCAGUCUGCGUGGCGUGGUUAUAAAGUGCGUAGAUGGUAUCAUAAGUUAAAACGUGGUCUGUGCAAGUUUCAAGCGCACGCUCGAGGUGUGCUGGCGCGUAGAAUGUUUAGUAAUAUGAAACUUCAUCAAUCACAAUCAUCCAAUCAAAAAUUACAGAUUGACCAGAGAUCGAGUGGUGUGUCCAGUUCGAAUGAAACAAUUUUAUCAUUUUGUCCGGAAGAAGUUGAAAAACGGAUACGAGAUUCGGAUGAAAGCAGUGGAAUUCAAGAAGAUGGUGAUAUGGAUCCAAAUAAUUCCAGAUCAAGUUUAAAUUUACGACCAACAUUAUCACUUCCAAGCGUUACUCCAACAUACCCCCCACAAUCUUUACUUAUUUCACCACAAUUACCCCCCUCUCAUAGGGUUGAUACCGUACGAGAAGGAACUUUGCUAGAUGUGAAUUCGUAUCCGAAACGCCGAUUAAGUAAAACAUACCAAAGUGUGGAUUUAUCAGAUUUAUCCACAUACACCCCCCGUAAAAGUAGUAUUGAAUCGAUGAAUUCACAAAAAACCGAUGAAUUUUCAUCGAGUCAAGGUGUACGUGAAUCAAUCGAAAAAACACGUCAACGCUUACAAAUUAUAAUCGAUUCAACUCGAAAAAAUAUCGAACGUAGUGUUGAUGGACCGUAUUACGAUGCAGAUGGUACUUACACAGCAUCUCCAGCAAUUAUAACAAACACUCUUCCACGACGUCCAAACGAGGUAGUAUCCGCGGAAAAUGUAUGGCGUGUACGAUCCGAUCACGAAAAAUCACCCACAAAAACAGUUUUAAAUCGAAGUGCGCUGGUAACACCACAAAAAUCAAGUUCCCAAGAUUCAUCGUUCACUUCAACGUAUAGUCGACAAGAAUUAUCACCGAAAUCAUCCUCGAAAGAAUUUAAAAGUGAGACAACACCAAAACGUGAAAUACGAACAUUAGCCGAUGGUUUAAUUAGUUGCCCACCAAUUCGACGAAAUACUCGAACAUUUAGUGUAGAUCCCGCAUCACAGUACAAACGUAACAAUGAGACGACGUCGAAUCGAAUUCGAAUUAAUUUACAAGAACAGGAAAAUAAACCACCCGCAGACGAUAAAAAUUUACCAGAAGUACCAGCUCGAUCGAUACGUAAACCUCGCCGUGAUGUUGUUUGUCGAAGUGUUGGUGAAGAGGUUACGGAUAGUUCACUCCCGGUUGAAGCAAAAAAUACUGCUUUGUUAGGAACAAUCGGUGAAACGAAUAUUUUAGCUUAUGAAACAAGUCCAACGCGACCCGAUUGGAAUCAAAAUCGUAAAGAAAUCAUUUCCACGGAUUCCACUCGUCUAAUCCAACAUGAAUCCGGUGAAUGGACUCAGCAACAAUUUCAAACACCUGGUGGGAAACGUCCACGAUCCGGUGGAAUACCAAGCUUGGAAUUACGUCGUAGAAAUAGUGAUCCUGCUACGAAAAUUAGUGGCGAUCCAAGCAAUCCUGCAAAAUUAACACCUGGUGAUUACAUAGAAUGGAAAACACCUACUUUGUUUACGAUUGCUGGUCAUCGAUUUGUGCUCGAUUUAAAAGUGGUUCGAUUCUCGAAAGAUGAUCGAUGUGGUUAUUGUGGAGAAGAAAUGGAUGCAUUGGUGACGCAAGGCUUCAAAUGCGUUGAUUGUAAGCAAUUAUUUCAUACGACUUGUAUUCAAAAUUGUGGCGUGGUAGAAAUGCCAUGCUUAAUGCAAAAUGCAGCCGAUGGGGGAAUUGGAAAACCGGGUCGAAGAAAACAUAGAAAACAUUCACGAACGCCUUACGAUAUUACAAAACAGGCUGUUACUAGUAAAUUUAGUUUAACGGGUACAUCCGAAUUCACUGAUAGCACCGAUAAAAUUAUAUCCGACGCACGCGAAUUACAAUCCAUGCAAGAUUUUAUAACGAAGAAAAUUUAUAAAAUGGAAAGUCAAGAGGGUCAGAAACCUAGUGAAGUGGAUCGUGUUUUUAAGCAAGCGUUGCGAGAGUUUAAGGACAAUUUAGUUGCCACGUAUAGUGUUAUGAACAAACAAGGCUACGAAACGCUUAAUAUCAAAUAUAAGGACUUAAUCGCGAACUUUUUACACGUGAUGGAAACGGUUUGUGUACAAGAACAAAAAGGUGAAGAUUUCCCGGUGACAAUGGGUGUGAAUGCGUUCCGUGGUUUUCUCAAUGAAUUUAUGUCCACACGUAACGAACCUGAAAAACCGGGUAAAGCAAAACGGAAAAAGGAGAAAAAGCGUAAAGUUGAAGAUCAAAUAACAUUCGCGGGUCAUUCGUUCCUGUUAACAAUUUUCAACAUCCCAAUGGCUUGUGAAAUUUGUACGUCGUUUUUCAUGUGGCCAAUUGAGCGAGGUUUAGUGUGCCAAACAUGUAAGUUAAUCUGUCAUAAAAAGUGCUACACUAAAGUUACAGGUUGUACAAAAGAAACAUCCUCCCAAAAUCAUGGUUCACCUCGAAUAUUCGGAGUUCCACUAAAUCAACUAGUAUCUGGUGACAGUAAAGUACCUCCCGUUGUUGAUCGAUUGAUUACAACCAUCGAAAUGUAUGGAAUGUACACGGAAGGUAUUUAUCGAAAAUCGGGUGUUAGUUCGAAAGUCAAAGAAUUAAAAAUGCGUAUGGAGGAAGCAAAUCAAGAAGGUGUUAACUUCGAAAAUUAUCAAGUUCAUGUGCUCGCGUCUGUGUUAAAAAGUUUUUUACGUGAAAUGCCUGAACCGUUGUUAACAUUCGAUUGUUACGAAGAUUUUAUUCGAGCUGCAAAUCUCACCGAUCCACAAGAUCGUGUUUCGACACUUUUUGCAAUCUUGAAAAAACUACCAAAAGCAAAUUUUGAUUUAAUGGAACGAUUAAUCUUUCAUUUGGCUCGAGUCGCUUCACACGAAGAUGCAAAUCGUAUGAAUGCAGCAUCACUUGCAAUUGUUUUUGCGCCGUGUAUUUUACGAACAAAUAAAAAAUUACCCGCCCAAGAUAGUUUACAAGAUAUUGGUCGACAAACGCAAUGUAUUGAAACUAUCAUUUCCGAGCAGUUACGAAAAGUUAAAGCUACGCUUGCUGAUAUUGAUACGCUUGAUACAGCUUGUCAUACAGCCACGCAUCGUUUAUCAUCGUUGCGAAGUUCAAAAGUUUUUAGUCCUGAAGAAUUACUACCACAAAAUCAAAAUAUGGGAGCAGCGGGUGCAAGUUCUAGCCAACAAACCGAGGGAGAUGAUGAAGAAGCUUUAUUAGUUGGUCACAUUAAGGAGAUCAAGAAAGAAAAGGAAAUUCUAACAUCUACUCUACCAAGUUUAACCAGGACAACAUCCGAUGAUGAUUUAUUAUCAACGGAUUUAGAUGGGGAUGGGGAAGGUAGCAUGGAUGAUAUUUCAUGUGGUACACCUUCAGCUGACGCGAAUCCCGAUCGAUGUAGUGUAAUUGAACAACGAGGUCGUCGUAUUCGCGGUCCUGUGAUACGAUCCGUAUCCGGUGGGGAUGCUACAACGCGACAACCUCCCGGUGUUGUUGGACAUCAAACACAAUUAAAGCGACAAUCGUCGUCUGAUAUUGGACUGUUACAAAAAGCGGUUGAAGAAUGUGACGAUGCUCCCAUUAUGGUAUGAAAAUAAGUUUAAAAAAGUGUGCUACCAAACCGGGGGUCUUCCGGUUUCUUUGUUUAAUUUGUUUUUGUAUAAAGUGUGAAUGAAUUGAUAAAA